Messenger RNA from Lathyrus oleraceus (garden pea), 581 nucleotides. Its product is annotated as protein SMALL AUXIN UP-REGULATED RNA 12. The record is from RefSeq and is a predicted model, not a curated record. Gene Ontology annotation, biological process: response to auxin. NCBI's taxonomy places the organism in Eukaryota, Viridiplantae, Streptophyta, Magnoliopsida, Fabales, Fabaceae. The coding region runs from base 54 to 425 and encodes 123 amino acids. The transcript has a single exon.
UUCUAUCACACUCUCUUUCUACACACACAUCAUCAUUCAACUAAAACAACACUAUGAAGUCAAGAUUUUUGAGGGGGUGUAUCAACAAAUGCAAGAAAAUGGGAAGCAUAGUAAAAACUUGUGCCACUUGUGAAGAUUUUUGUGAAAGAGGUUUAUGGUUAUCUCUGCAUGAGAGUUGCUCUAUACCAAGUGAUGUUCCAAAAGGCCACAUGGUUGUAUAUGUUGGUGAGAAUCAUAAGAGAUAUGUUAUCAAAAUUGCAUUGCUUCAUCAUCCACUUUUCAGAGCCUUGUUGGAUCAAGCUCAAGAAGAGUAUGAUUUCAUUGCUGAUUCAAAACUUUGUAUUCCUUGUGAUGAACAUCUUUUCCUCAGUGUUCUUCGUUGUGCUGGUUCUCCACAGAAUCAAGGGGUGUGUUUGUGUCUCUGAUUAAUAUCAUGAUAUUGACAUCAACUACUUUUUUUUUAUGAUGUUGAGAUUCUUCAAUUGUUAGCUAACUAUCAUGAUAUUUAAUGUAGCCAUAAUAUUGAUUAAUAAUGUUGUAAGUAGAUCAGGAUGAAAGUGAUGUAAUUCAUCAAUUCAAGA